GGGUGUGUCGUCGCAUUGGAGAUACUGUGCUGAUCUCCGAGCAGGGCUGUUGAGGAGGCUGGCUUACGCUCAGUGAGGCGGCACCUUGGGGAUGAUGGCAGAGGGAGAUAAUCGUAGCACCAACUUGCUGGCUGCAGAGACUGCAAGUCUGGAAGAGCAGCUGCAAGGAUGGGGAGAGGUGAUGCUGAUGGCUGAUAAAAUCCUCCGAUGGGAAAGACCCUGGUUUCCACCUGCCAUCAUCGGUGUGGUUUCUUUGGUGUUUCUGACCAUCUACGGUUUAGAUCCAUCUGUUCUUUCCGGUGUUUCCUGUUUUGUUAUGUUUCUAUGCUUGGCUGACUACUUUGUUCCCAUUCUAGCGCCUAGAAUUUUUGGCUCUAAUAAAUGGACCACUGAGCAGCAGCAAAGGUUCCAUGAAAUUUGCAGCAGUCUAGUAAAAACUCGACGCAGAGCUGUGGGCUGGUGGAAACGCCUCUUCACACUAAAGGAAGAAAAGCCAAAAAUGUACUUCAUGACCAUGAUCAUUUCUCUUGCUGCGGUUGCUUGGGUGGGACAGCAGGUCCACAACCUUCUUCUGACCUACCUGAUAGUGACUUUCUUACUGAUGCUUCCUGGACUAAACCAACAUGGAGUCAUUUCGAAGUACAUUGGAAUGGCCAAAAGGGAGAUGAACAAGCUUCUUAAGCAAAAAGAAAAGAAAAAUGAAUAACACCUUCUUCAUUUAGUGUGAUUAAUGGUGUGUAUAUUGAUUGUCCUUGGGAACAGUUUCUAUUAUCUGGAUACUAAAGUGUUACAGAAGUAGCUCCUUGCUCUCACUCCUUCUGCCCUUAGUUACUAGAAAAUCAGACUUGCCACACAAAGCUUUUAUACAUAGUAUCUUCGUAUCAAGUGUAUCUGGGUGCAUUGUCAUCAGUUGGCCUUAUAUGGACAACUCACUCAUGAAUACAACUUUUGAUUUUUCUUACCCAGGGUUAAUUGAAUUCUUGUAGGCAGCUUCCUUUAAAAUAAAAUAGUGGUGGAUUUCACUUUUUAGUACAGUUAACAGUAACUUUGGAAAAUUGUUCGAGUUGAUCUUUGCUUGCUAGAUACAGGUGUUAGCAGUCUGUGGUUACAAAAAACUGGUUCUACUGCCUCCUUCCACAGUCUGCUUAGAAAGCUGUCUGGUUUCCUGAACAUAGAGACCAAGUUUACCACUUCCAAUGAAGAAACCAGUGAAAAUUCAUUCCUCAUUCUGUUUGUAUGCCAUGGGAGAAGAAUCCUCAUAGAAUAAAAUGAAAAUAAUACAUGCCCUAGUAUAUGUUGGUUUCUCCAUUGUGUAAAACUUAAGCAAUUUGUAGAAAAUACUGAUUCUUCCUCUGAAAUGGGGAAUAUGACAGGCUUAGAACUCUUGUCCCCUUUCACUUAGCGUUCAGGUUAGUAGGUCCUUAAAAGGUUUUUUAAUAGCAAGCUUCUAAAAGCUUGCAUUUAGGAUUUUUAGCAUACUUUUAAUUUAAGAUUUCAGCUGUUUAAAACUAAAGUACAGAAGAGAUGAAGACUUGUGCCUAUGACUUUUACUCCAAGACCAGCUAAUCAAGGACAAAAGUCUUACUGUGUUCCAUCAGGAUUCAGCACAACAUAAUCUUAUCCUACUAAUUUUUCAGUUCUCAUUUUAUGGUAAUGUUGGCUGCUGUGGUCACCAUAGAUCUGGCCUAGGAGGUGGUGACUAUGCUGGCAUCUGACUUUUUCCCUGAAUAUUCCUCUGAAGAAUAGGAGGGCUGUUGGUGAGAGCAGACUUUGGGAGAUGAUGGAUGGCCUUGAGUCUGUAGAGAUUUUGUAACUCUCGGAAAGCAUCUUAGAGUCAUUCUUCCUCUCAGUAGCUACAAGUUUAGAGUAGUUGAAGUCUGUGGAAUGAACCUCUAAGGGCCAAAAAUGUGACAUAUUUGGGAACAGGUCUUAAACUCUAAUUAAUUAGCUGUAAUAUAGUUUUGUGAAUUUAUUGCACUGAUGCUAUAAAACCUGGACUUUGUGGUAUGGUAUAUCUGUCCCUAAAUAAGUGUUUUCUCCCCUUCAUUGCUGUAAACAGUGGCACUCAUGUAGCAUAUGUUUGAUGAUUGUUUAAAUGUUUCAUAUGAAAACUACAAGCUACCUUAAUUUACAUGUGUUUCCUCAUUGUAAAUAAGCCUGUUGUCUUAUCUGGAUCUUUUUUUCUUAUAUACAUGGUCUACCAAUUUAACUACUUUUGUGUUUUUAAUCCUGUGUUGUUAUAUUUCUUUGUUUUGUGAAAAGAGGAAAAAUAAAAGCUGGAAUCCCU
Artibeus jamaicensis (Jamaican fruit-eating bat) is the source of this 2287-nucleotide messenger RNA. RefSeq names its product ADP ribosylation factor like GTPase 6 interacting protein 1 (gene ARL6IP1). Bases 92 to 706 code for a protein of 204 amino acids. The record is from RefSeq and is a predicted model, not a curated record. Lineage: Eukaryota; Metazoa; Chordata; Mammalia; Chiroptera; Phyllostomidae. The transcript is spliced from 6 exons.